ACUGAAAGGCUUGCUGAUGAUGAACUCCAUGAAUUCAUCAUCUUAUGGACACAAUGUGUCAACUGUUGUCAGAGACUCUUACAGCACAGCUGUGGCUAAAAAUGUGAUUGUUAUGUCUCUUGGAUUUAUAAUCAACUACAUAAAUGGAUCACUGGUCCACACAUUCAGAAAACACCAGAUAUUUUAUAUGAAUCCUCGUUACAUCCUAUUCAUCCACCUGGUGGUCAAUGAUAUGAUUCAACUCACUACAACAAUCAAUCUGUUUGUGUUAAGUUACAUUUUCUACAAAAUUAAUGCUUCCCUCUGUUGUAUGAUUAUUACCUUUGCUGUGUUCACCACCAUUAACUCUCCACUAAAUCUAGCUGUCAUGGCAGUGGAGUGCUAUAUUGCCAUUUGUUUACCACUGCGACAUGCAGAGCUCUGCACUGUUAAAAAAACAUAUAUUCUGAUUGGUUGGAUUUGGGCAACAAGUGCAGUCACUACCCUGCCUGAUGUGUUUCUUAUUCUGGCAACAAAACCUAUGCAGUUUUUCUUUUCUACAAUUUUCUGUGAGAGAGACAACCUGUUUCGACAUCCCUUGAGCAUUAAAAAGAGAAAUGUGUCGUAUAUAAUUUACCUGGUUGGUGUUUGGCUCUUUCUCUUUUACACUUAUUUCCAAAUAUUCUUUGCUGCCAAAGCAGCAAAAUCAGCCAAAGGAGAUGCAAAGAAGGCCAGGAACACAAUCCUUCUUCAUGGCUUUCAGUUACUGUUAUGUAUACUUACCUAUAUAUUUCAUGUGGUACUACAGGGUCUGUUGUAUUUAUUCCCUAAAAGUCCCCUAAACGUUUCCUUUGCUUGCUAUAUCAUCAUUCAGAUUCUCCCCAGGUUGGUCAGUCCUAUUGUAUAUGGGCUACGAGACAAGACAUUUAGACAGCACUUGAAAAAGCAUCUGCUGUGGACAAGCAUCAAACCAUAAACUAGAUAAAGAGGAAACAUUGAUACACCUUUGAUUUGUGAAUUAUGAUUCAUUUUUACCA
Messenger RNA from Sphaeramia orbicularis (orbiculate cardinalfish), 1016 nucleotides. Its product is annotated as odorant receptor 131-2-like. The transcript is spliced from 3 exons. Gene Ontology annotation, cellular component: membrane. Gene Ontology annotation, biological process: detection of chemical stimulus involved in sensory perception of smell; G protein-coupled receptor signaling pathway. NCBI's taxonomy places the organism in Eukaryota, Metazoa, Chordata, Actinopteri, Kurtiformes, Apogonidae. The coding region runs from base 17 to 955 and encodes 312 amino acids. Gene Ontology annotation, molecular function: G protein-coupled receptor activity; odorant binding; olfactory receptor activity. The record is from RefSeq and is a predicted model, not a curated record.